Messenger RNA from Penicillium subrubescens, 1527 nucleotides. RefSeq names its product sugar porter family MFS transporter. The coding region runs from base 1 to 1527 and encodes 508 amino acids. Gene Ontology annotation, cellular component: membrane. Gene Ontology annotation, biological process: transmembrane transport; carbohydrate transport. Gene Ontology annotation, molecular function: carbohydrate:proton symporter activity. The transcript has 5 exons. The record is from RefSeq and is a predicted model, not a curated record. NCBI's taxonomy places the organism in Eukaryota, Fungi, Ascomycota, Eurotiomycetes, Eurotiales, Aspergillaceae.
AUGGGUCAAAUGUCAGCGGUCGCCUCUGUCCGCGCUGAAUGGCGUGCUAUUGUCAUCUGCCUGUUCAUUACAAUUGCAGCCUUCCAAUUUGGAUUUGACUCUUCCUAUUACUCGGGUAUUCUGGCUAUGGAACCUUUCAUCAAGGCCUAUGGUCACUAUGACACCGCGACGGGCGGCUAUAUCCUGAGCUCGAGUAUACAAUCCCUGACGACUAGCAUCAUCAAUGCUGGCGAGUUUGUGGGCGCUAUUUCGUCCUUCUUGGUCGAUAACAAAUUUGGUCGUCGGGGAGGACUGUUCGUGUCAAGCGCCUUCGUGGUCAUCGGCACGAUUUUCCAGGUCGCUGCUGAUAACCUGGGAUUACUGAUUACUGGAAGACUUCUCCUCGGCUACGCGGUGGGACUGAUUUCUUGUCUGGUACCUCUGUACGUCGCGGACUGUGCCCCAGCCCGAUUCCGCGGUGCCCUCGUCUCUCUCUAUCAAUUCAAUAUCGGACUCGGAUUAUUGCUCGGAGUGAUCGUGGAUAACUCCACCAAACACCGAAAUGACAGCGGGUCAUACCGCAUUCCAAUGGCAGUGCAGCUUAUCUUCCCGAUCAUUUUGGUUCCAGGUCUACUCACUUUCGCACCAGAGUCCCCUCGCUGGCUAUUGUCCCGAGGAAAGAUUGAGCAAGCAAGGGAAUCUCUUCUACGGCUGCGGGGUGAUCGUCCGGACCUUAUUGAAAGUGAGAUGACGUACUUGACCGGGCUUGUUGAAGAAGAGCGACGUGUCGAGGGCUCCUGGGGAGAUUUGCUGAAGUGGAAUGUCGACGGCCGCAAAGCCUAUCUUGGAAUCGCGCUUCAAGCAUGGCAACAAGGCUCUGGCAUCAACUUCAUCACCAGCUACGGCAUCGUCUUCUUCAGCACUAUCGGAAUAACAAACUCAUUCCUCAUCCAGAUCGGUCUCUACCUAGUCGCAAUGCCAGCCGUCUGGCUCAAUCAAUACUGCGUGGAGCGCUUUGGCCGUCGCCUAAUGCUACUCUUAUCAUGCGGUAUGGUUGCUACCGUGUUGCUGAUCGUCGGAGGCGCUGGAACCGCGCCCAGCAAGACAUUAGCCCUGGAUCGAACCAUCGUGGGCAUGGUUUACAUCUUCAUGGUGGUAUUUAAUCUUGCCUUGGGACCUGCUGUCUGGGUUGUUACUUCGGAGAUUUCCACCGGCCCGAACCGUGGCAAAUUGAUGGCGACGUCGACUGCGACAAACUGGUUUUGCAGCUGGAUGGUCACGUUCACUUUCCCGUACUUGUUCAAUGCGGAUGCUGCUGGGCUUAGUGCGCAAGUUGGGUUUAUUUAUGGUUCCCUGAUGGUUGCAGCGACUGUUUGGGUGUUUUUCUUUCUCCCGGAAACAUCUGGUCAGGCCCUCGAAGAGAUUCAGAUUCUUUUUCAAAAGGGUGUGCCAGCUCGCGAGUUCAAGUCUUAUCAAAUCGACUCACCAGCACCAACUAUUUUGGAAGAAAAGGAAACGGCCUAUGUCACCGAAGUAGAUCAUGUGUAG